CGACGAUCGUUUUUUUUUUUCCUCCUCUCAGGAGUCAGGAGCGUUAAUGGAUGUCAGAGAGCGUUGAGCCGCGGCGUGUGUGGAGAUAAACAUGGAGAAAAAUGUUGGCUCGCUACAGGAGCAGGCCCUGAAGAGAAAGGAGAGGCUGAAAGCACUGAGAGACAAGCAGCUUCAUGGGCGAGAGGAAGAUGAUGAGCCAGAGAAGAAAAAAGCUUCACUAGAGGAGACUACUCAUGAGAGGCACAGAGAGCUGAAGCUGAGGAAUUACACUCCAGAGGAUGAAGAGCUGAAGGAGAGACAGGUGCCCAAAGCUAAACCUGCAUCAGUGGAGGAUAAAGUAAGAGACCAGUUAGAGGCAGCUAAUCCAGAACCCAUAAUUGAAGAAGUGGAUUUGGCCAGCCUCGCCCCGAGAAAACCAGACUGGGAUCUAAAGCGUGAUGUGGCGAAGAAACUGGAGAAGCUGGAAAGGAGAACACAAAGGGCCAUCGCUGAGCUCAUCCGGGAUCGUCUCAGAGGCAGCGAGGACGAGUUGGCUGGAGCGGUGGGAGCAGUAGGAGUGGAGGAGGGAGAUUCGGACUGAACUCAAAGAUGUGACAGAUUUUAAAAAAGGAGACUACAGGUGGCCUUGGUUUACUGGGGCUGUACUGUCGCAUCUAUGAUGUGCUUAAAGAGACUUUCAUCGCUACAGGGAGUAAAAUAAUGUUUUCCGUCAGGUCUUCAAUUUUUCUUUUGUGAGUCUUGACUUGCAUUAUUACAGAUGGAUAUGUAGUACGUUCUCUUUAUGUGGUUUCAUUGAGGUGCGUUGUUAAUGUGACCAUUAAUAUUUUGUUGUAAUUUUUUUUUAUAUUUUCAAGUAAAAUAGAAAAUUGAAUUUUU
Larimichthys crocea (large yellow croaker) is the source of this 876-nucleotide messenger RNA. RefSeq names its product coiled-coil domain containing 12 (gene ccdc12). Gene Ontology annotation, cellular component: post-mRNA release spliceosomal complex; U2-type spliceosomal complex. Bases 92 to 580 code for a protein of 162 amino acids. Lineage: Eukaryota; Metazoa; Chordata; Actinopteri; Sciaenidae. The transcript is spliced from 7 exons. The record is from RefSeq and is a predicted model, not a curated record.